AUGGAGGUCGCGUGGAGCCAGCUGCGGGAGGAGGCGCGGCGCCUGGCGCAGGACAUCGGCCAGUCCGGGCGCGAGCACCACUCGCUGGCCAACAGCCGCGCCGUGUGGGACGCUAUCCGCGCGCAUGGCGUGCCGCCCGAGCACCGCGAGUGGGCCUGGCCCAUCCUGCUGCACGACCAGAGUAUGAAGCUGCAGCGGCAGAGCGAGGGCAGCGCCACCUACAGUCAGCUCCUACAGGGGAUGAAGGAGGAUUUACAGGAGAAGACGGACGCGGAGACCAGCAGCUCGCUGGACCAGGCGCAGGAGGAAGCCAUGGAGAGAUUCCACCACCUGAACCCCUUCCAGGAGCGCAAAAUCCGACGUAUUCUACUGGCCUACGCCAAGUCGAAGGAGGCGUUCUACUACUGCCACGGGAUGGUGGAGUCGUGCGUCGUGCUGAGCACGUUCUUGGUGGAGGAGGACGCCUUCUGGGGCUUCCGGAUGCUGCUGGAAACGCUGCUGCCAAAGUAUUUUGACGAAUCGGUUGUGGAUUUCCACACGGACUGCCUCGUGCUGCAGGAGUUGCUGCGUGUGCAUGACCCACAGCUCAGUGACCAUUUUGCGAUGCUUGGAGUGUCGAUUCAGCUGCUGUGCACGAAGUGGUUUUUCUCGUUUUUCGCCGAGUCCAUGCCGUUCGACGUGGUGUGUCGACUCUAUGAUAUUAUGUUUGUGGAUAUCUGCAGUCGGCAAAUGAGCUCGAAGAUUAUUUUCUCAACGUCGCUGGCAGUAUUGUUGUAUUUAAGCUCGGCGCUCGUGGAGAUCCAGGAUGUGAACGUGGUGCUGGAGGUUAUCAAUGAGUUUUGCUGGACGACACUGAACGAAUAUUCGGUGGCGGAGUCUUUCUUGGAUCUGAUCAUGUUCGUGCACGAACAAAUUGACGACAACGAGUUGGCUGGGCUGCGUCAAAAGUACCGAGCCCAGCUAGCGCAGGAGGAGGAGCAGCGGAAGACUUUGCAGCGGAAAAUUCAGACGAAAAAAAAUAGCAAAAAGAUGAAGCUGGAGAAAGAGGGAUCCACCGAGCAACAGGAUCAGCCGCGUAAAGGCCGAAUCCACGGUAUCAAAUUGCUUAUUCAGUGGAAGAAGCACAUGGUCGAUGACACCGAUGCCCCUUCGGGCCUCUCAAAAAGAAGAAUUAGCAGCAGAGACGCGCAGCCGUGA
Messenger RNA from Phytophthora sojae, 1197 nucleotides. RefSeq lists its product as hypothetical. Gene Ontology annotation, biological process: activation of GTPase activity. The transcript is spliced from 3 exons. Bases 1 to 1197 code for a protein of 398 amino acids. The record is from RefSeq and is a predicted model, not a curated record. Lineage: Eukaryota; Oomycota; Peronosporomycetes; Peronosporales; Peronosporaceae. Gene Ontology annotation, molecular function: GTPase activator activity.